Molecule: messenger RNA, 678 nt
Organism: Dentiscutata erythropus
Lineage: Eukaryota; Fungi; Glomeromycota; Glomeromycetes; Diversisporales; Gigasporaceae
Source: the annotation of a GenBank genome assembly
AUGGAAGCUCAACUAAUGACUUUAAUAUCAACAGAGCGUCAGUACUAUUUUAGUACAUUUUCUGAAGAAAAACUAUUAUGUAAAGGAGAUUUAAAAGCAAUUAGUUUUUUAACACCAAUCUCUAAAAAGCAGCAUCAAGAAUUAGAAAGAAAAUAUCUUUGCCAAAUGCAUUACAACCAUGAAAUAAAAAGUAAAGAUGUGCUUAUUAAUUUACCUGCUCGAUUUUAUAGAAUAUUAAAACUUGAUUCAACCACCAAGAUAUGUCAUAGAUGUAUAAGGUUUACAGAUAAUGAUCCAGAUUAUACUACAAAUAAAGAUUAUAUUCAGACUAAACAAGUUUCUCAAAAACAAAAUAUAAACAAACCAAUCUGGAAUGUCAAACCUUUUCAAAAUUUAAGCAAGUCAAUGAAAUAUAAGCAAUAUAAAAAAACUGCAGCUUCUUUUUCAGAAAUUUUUUACAAUGAAGUACAAUCAAUAUCUUAUUCAAGUGAUCAAAUAGUUUUAAACAAAAUAAUAUUUUCAGUAAAUAAUCAACAGUUUUGCAUUACAUAUAAUGAUAAUCAGCAAAAUAAAAACUUAAAAAAGCUAGCUAUUGUAUGUGCAAUGGAUGAACAACAUAUUUCUCGUGAUGCAUAUCGGGCUAUUACAAAAAUUAAACAAGAUUUAUCUAAAGAAUGG